CUGGCUAGGUCUAGAAUUUAUAUAUUCAAAAUUUCAGAGCCAGGAGAUGCUCCAACAAAUAUCACAUGGAGGUUUGACGAUAAUGACAACCUUUUGAUAGAUUGGGAUAAAGUUUUAUAUCCCAACGGGAAUGUGUCAUACAUCUUAUACCUCUCCAAUUUUGUCGAUCGUGUAGCAGGACCACCUGUUCGGAUACCGCAAAUCCCAUACAAUGUUAAUGUAACACUGCAGAUAUCUGCUGUAAACGAAUGGGGUGAAGGAUUAAAGUCUAACCCAAUCACAUUCCCAACACCUCAUGGAGGACCUCGAGAUGCACCAUCGCUCACUUCUUUACUUUCCAAAGAUGUAAAGGGAUAUACAAUCUACUUCAAGAAAAAUGGAGACACUAAUGACGAGCCUUGGCAGUAUGUGCAAGUGCAUGCUAAUCGUACCCGUUUCACCAUAGACGAAUCAUUAGGAUUGGAGGAAGAUUCUCACUAUAUGAUGAAGAUUACGGCUACUAAUGAGAGGCAUGAAGGCCCAGCCUCUGAGAUUUCAUGGUUUGACACUUACAUCAAUGUCGUUGAAGAUCUUCCUGCUCCAGAGAAUGUUACAGCCUUCCUGCGAAACACUUCACUUGUAGUCCACAUUCCUUUGAAACAUGCUUACCAGAACUACAUCAUAUACGUUCGACCAGAAUUCAGUGAACAAUAUUGGAAAUACGAAGCCAUUAAUGUGACAGAAAUGCAGGAGACAAUAGUUGUUCAACACUUCCCACUAGACAAAAAUGAUAGGUUUGCAUACAUUUGUAUCAGAGACUUGUAA
This is a messenger RNA of Strongylus vulgaris, 804 nucleotides long. Lineage: Eukaryota; Metazoa; Nematoda; Chromadorea; Rhabditida; Strongylidae. The record is from the annotation of a GenBank genome assembly.